Molecule: messenger RNA, 1952 nt
Organism: Coniophora puteana RWD-64-598 SS2
Lineage: Eukaryota; Fungi; Basidiomycota; Agaricomycetes; Boletales; Coniophoraceae
Exons: 4
Coding region: 1-1755 (584 amino acids)
Source: RefSeq, a predicted model, not a curated record
AUGACGAUGCUGAGACCACAAAGGCUGCCAAGGCCAGGAAGACUGUGGAUCUUCGUCUCUCUCGGCGCACUCCUCUCAUUUACUCUCUUUGUCCUCGCUUCUGACUCCGCGUGGCUCCAUGAAUCGAACCAGUGGCUCGCUCUUGCCCCGUACCUCCAUGUCCAACACCAUCUUGCGGACACGCAUCCACACGAGGAGGUCGACCAGCGUCCCCCACCGCUGAAACACACACCGCGCUCGCGCUUGCAAGACGCGCUAAUCCCAUCCCAGAAAUACAUUGCCGCCCUCAACUCCGCCGGGUUCGCGAACCAGGUGAUAUCCACCCUCCACCUCAUCCAGCUCGCCCAGCGCACAGACCGCAUACCGAUCGUCCCCCCGUUCUAUCCCGCCUUCCUCUCCCAAUCCGCGUCCUUUCUCCCGUUCGGCGACGUAUUCAACGUCUCCCAUCUCUACUACCACAUCGAAGGCGGCACGCUCCCCGCGAUCCUCGAAUACACCGACCUCAAAGACACCUCCGUCGACCCGCACGACGCCACCGCGCUGACCGCUGGGCGCGCACGCGCGGCCGCAGCCGAGUCGUUCUUCGAGCCAUCGUAUUUCGGCGGGGAUCUCGAGGAUGUCGGAUGCUAUUCCCUGUCGAUGACGCAUAGCGCGGGCGGGGUGGGGCCGCGGCACAGUAAGAUAAAUGCGGCGCUCUCGCUCGACGCGUCGUUCUUGCCUGUUCCGUUUGAUCAUGAUGUGGUUCCGCAGGUGGCGGACAAGGCGUUCCUUGUGCAGCUUGCGAGUAAUCUCACUGUCGCGCGGGAGGCGCGGGAGGAGAGCGAGCGGUAUGUGCAGACUGCGGAGGCGCUGAGGCACAAGGAGGUUGUCCCUGUGAACAAGGACGUGCCGACGCUGAAUUCGAAGGGGAGACAGGUAUAUCCAACCUUGCCUGGGGAAGGGGAAAAGGAUCUGGUGUGUUUCGAUUAUCUGUAUUACACGAGCUGGGACAAGGACGAGUGGGACCUCACCCAGAUCAUCGUCCCCUCCAUCUGGACCUCCAUCGGCAGGCACCUCGUGUUCUCCGCGUCCGUGCGCGCCAUGGCGCUGCACACGCUCUCCCUGCUCCUGCCCGCCUCCGCCACGUCGGGCCUCCCGCGCACAGCAGAUGGCUUCCCGCCAUAUAUCGCCGUGCACAUGCGGCGCAACGACUUCCAGAGCGCGUGCGUCAGGGACGGUGUCCCGUUCGAGCGGUGCUUCGCCUCGCCCGCUGUAUACUCAGAACACGUCGCGCGGAUAAGGCAAGCCAUCCUCGACGACCCGGGUCGGAUAAAGCUGGAGGAGGGCGCGUCGGCGCUGGCGUUGACGACGAGGGCCGCCGUCGACAAAAUCCCCGUUCUCGCGUUCUCCGACGAACCACCACACACGCUCCCCGCCGACCUCGCGCGCUUCCCGGACCGCCCUCCCGACGCAUCCGAAUCGUUCUGGGCACAGGUCCGCGAGCUGGGCUGGCACAUCGUCGACCACUCCUCCGUGUCGCUGGGUACAACGACAGAACCGAAUCCAGCCCUGGACGCGCUCGCGCCGGGCGGUAAAGGGGGUACGUACGCAAAGUGGCGCCCGCUGGUGAUCGAUACGGCGCUGCAGGGCCAUGCGGUGGGCUUUGCGGGAACGUGGUUGAGCACGUAUUCUGAGUUUGCGGCGAGGCGGGUGGAGAGCUGGACGGGUGGUCCGGCGGUGCUGGUUAGGUGGGGGAAGGAUGCGGUUGAUUUUUAGAUUGGGCGGUGGCGGGGGUUUUGUUUUGUGGUGUGUGUGGUGCUGUGAUAUUUGAAGAUUUUUUUUAGGAGAUGGACAUUAUAAUUGCUUACGAUGAGCGCAUGGACUAUACUACCUAGACCUUUUUUUGUACCCUCGUCUUUCUGCUGUCGGUGUUUUCUUGGACUUGUUUUGAUUGCACACUACAGACAUUUACU